AUGAGCCAAGCUCCGAGACCACCCCACCCGCUGCUAUCUCCCGCGGCCAUUCUCCCCUCCACCUGCCUAGCCCAGGCCUGUUUCCCGCAGGGUCAGAGACCAGUGGAAGCUGCAGCAGACGCUCCGAGUGGGUGCCACCUACCUGCAACACGCCGACUCGGGAACGACCGUGGACUUUAUGGUGAGACCCGGAGGGCAGAGGGGAGCUGGUGUCCAGCUCUCGGGCUGGGGGGGAGGGGUGGUUCUCUCCGGAAAAACGGGAACGCAUUCAGUCACCGUUACUGGCUGCAUCUGGUAUCACUGCCCCUGAGCCCACUUCUUAAAUCGCACCCUGAGCGUGAAACCAAUCCGAUCCACAGUCAGAGGGGAUUCCCGGGACACCAGCAUUGGAGAUCAGUCCCGGCCAUCUCCAAGACGCUGGGAUCGGCUACUCCCCGCGCUCCGAGCCGUGGACCCGCAGCAUUUCCAAAGACACUGGGAUUAGGGGCCCAGGGCUCUUCCGGGGCACUCGGGGGGGCAGUGGAAUUGGGAACCGAUGUGGAGGAGUGCUGUGUGUUCCCACAGAACUGGCAGAUCCCUUUGAGCCGCCGGUUUCGAUCUCUGAAGCUUUGGUUUGUGAUCCGUUCGUUCGGAGUGGUUGGUUUACAGGCGCAUAUCCGUCACGGAAUUGAGAUGGCCAAGUAUUUUGAGUCCUUGGUUCAAAGUGAUUCAAAUUUUGAAAUCCCGGCCAAAAGACAUCUUGGGUUGGUGGUCUUUCGUUUAAAGGGACCCAACAGUUUGACCGAAGAACUUCUGGCUGAACUCAUCCAGUCAGGAAGCAUGUACCUGGUUCCAGCCAACAUCCAGCAGCUCUUCAUCAUCCGCUUCACCGUCACUUCUCAGUACACCACCAGUACAGACGUCCUGCGGGACUGGAACAUCAUCGAGCAACGUGCAGCCAAAGUCCUCAAGUCCCCAACAUCAGCUGGCCUCCUGAGCGAUGGAGUGGGAGGUACCACAUGGUAACGAUGUACCAUGGCUAGGGGGGUGCUAGUGGGAGAGACUGUCAGGAUAGGUGGGUCACAGAAAAGAACAGGUGUUGGUAUCCGACACUUCAGGGUCAUUGGUCCUCACCCAUUCAACUCCCCAUAAUCCUCUUACCUCAGAAUAUCCAGGAAACUAUCGGUGGGUCCACACAGCUCGUCAGGAUAGAAAACAUGGAUACAUUCCCUAAAAUGAGAAAAUCUGCAGAUGCUGGAAAUCCAAAGCAACACACACAAUGCUGGAGGAAGGCAAAAGUAGACAGUCAACAUUUCAGGCCGAGACCCUUCAUUGGGACUGGAAAGGAAGGGGAGAAGUCAGAAUAAGAAGUUGGGGAGAGGGGUGGAAGAUGUGAUAGGUGAAACUGGGAGGGGAGAGGGGGUGAAGUGAAGAGCUGGGUAGUUGAUUGAUGAAAGGGCUGGAGAAGUGGGAAUUUGAUAGUAGAAGACCAAAGAGCAUGGGGGAAAAGGGAAGGGAAGGAGUACCAGAGAGAGGUGAUGGGCAGUUAAGAGAAGAUGUGUGAGAGAGAAACUAGAAUAGGGAAUGGUGAAAGGGGGGGGGGGGGAAAUUACUAUAAUUGAUGUUCAUGCCAACAGUUUGGAGGCUACCCAGAUGGAAUACCUAUAUAAAGUGUUGAUCCUCCAAGCUGAAUGUGACCCAAUUCUGGCAACGCAGAUCAUGGGCUGAUGUGUCAGAAUGGGAAGUGGAAGUAGCAUUGAAAUGGGUGGCCACUGGGAAAUCCCACUUUUUGAGGCGGAUGGACCGAAGGUGCUCAAAGUGGUCUCCCAAUCUACGUUGGGUCUCACCAAUGGCCACACCAGGAGCACUAGAGACAGUAAUGACCCUAACAGACUCGCAGAUGAAGGGUCACCUCUCCUGCAAGGACUGUUUGGGGCCCUGAAUGGUAGUGAGGGAGGUGGUGUAGGGACAGGUGUAACACUUGUUCUGCUUGCAAGGAAGGAGAUCAGAGGGGAGGGAUAAGGGGAGGGUAGCAUGCCAAGGUUCAAAAAGGGAGAGAAAAACUUUCAACAGUCUUUUCAAUCGAAGCAAGAGGCUGAGAGAGGAAGACUGAAGCAUCACUGAGAGAAGGUCGUUUUUCUCUAACAGCUUGGGGAAAAGAGGCUAGACUGUGCAGGCGUGUGACAUAGCGUGCCAAGGUUUAAAAGAAAGACCGCCAUAUACAGCAGCCAUCAUUGGAGUGGACUGAGUCAGAGUGGGACAGCUUUGGCUUAAUCAGGCUUCAGCGAGAAACGGGCAGAGGCGAGGGUAGGUUCUGGUAAGUUUCUGUUUUUUUUUGGUUCAGACUAGAGAAUAUGCCAGGCAGGAUGCUGGAAUGCUCCUCUUGCAGGAUGUGGAAAGUCAGGGAGAUCUCUGGUGUCUCUGACAAUGACACCUGCAAGAAGUGCAUCCAGCUGCAGCUCCUAACAAACCAUAUUAGGAAACUGGAGCAAACUGGAGCAGGAGCUGGGUGACCUCCGGAUCAUUCGGGAGAAUGAGGAGUUUAUAGAUAGUAGCUUCCGGGAGGUAGUUACACCUAAGGAAUGGGGCACAGGUAAUUGGGUUACCGUCAGGCAAGGGAAGGGGAAAGGGCAGGUAGUGCAGGGUUCCCCUGUGGCCAUUUCCCUCCAAAACAGGUAUACCGAUUUGGAUACUGUUUGGGGGAGGGGGGGAAAUGGCUUACCUGGGACAAGCUGUGGCAGCCGGAUCUCUGGCACUGAGUCUGGUUCUGCAGUGCAGAAGGGAGGGGGGAAGAAGGGGAGAGCGGUAGUAUUAUGUGACUCCCUAGUCAGGGGUACAGACAGAAGAUUCUGUGUUCAUGACAGAGACUCCCAGAUGGUUUGUUGCCUCCCGGGUGCCAGGGUCAGGGAUGUCUCUGAUCACGUGCACAGCAUUCUGAAGUGGGAGGGUGAUCAGCCAGAUGUUGUGGUACACAGAGGUACCAAUGACAUAGGUAGUAAGAGUCAGGAGGUCCUGAAGAGUGAGUACAGAGAGUUUGGUAGGAAGUUGAAAAACAGGACCUCUAGAGUAGUAAUCUCCAGAUUGCUGCCUGUGCCAUGUGCCAGUGAGGGUAAGAGUAGGAUGCUCUGGCAGAUGAACACGUCUGAGAAACUAGUGUAGGGGGCAGGGUUUCAGAUUUCUAGAUCAUUGGGACCUCUUCUGGGGCAGGUGGGACCUGUACAAGAGAGAAGGGUUACACCUGAACUACAAGGGGACCAAUAUACUUGCAGGGAGGUUUGUAGUGUUAUUGGGGAGGGUUUAAACUAGAUUUACAAAAAAGCUGGAUGAACUCAGCAGGUCGGGCAGCAUCCGUUGAAAGCAGUCCUGACGAAGGGUCUCAACCCGAAACACUGACUGCUUCUUUCAAUGGAUGCUGCCUGACCUGCUGAGUUCAUCCAGCUUUUUUGUACGUCUUGAUUUGACCACAGUAUCUGCAGUGUACUUUGUGUUUAAACUAGAUUUGCAGGAGGAUGGGAACCAGAGUGCUAGAGUAGAUAGUGGAACGAGGGUAAAAAUGUUAGUAGUUCAUGCAAAGUCAGAAAUAGUAAGGUUGUGUGUGGUGGUAAUAAUUUUCUGAGGUGAGUAUAUUUCAAUGCGAGGAGUAUUGUGGGAAAGGCAGAAGAGCUGAGGGCCUGGAUUGACACAUGGAAUUAUGACAUUAUAGCCAUGACUGAAACUUGGCUACAGGAGGGGCAGGACUGACAGCUCAAUGUUCCAGGGUUCCGAUAUUUCAGACGUGAUAGAGGCAGAAGGAUGAAGGAUGGGGUGGGGUGGGGUGGGGGGGGGGGUGGCUUUGCUAGUCAGAGAAAAUAUUACAGCAGUGCUUCGGCAGGACAGAUUAGAGGGCUUGUCUACUGAGGCCAUAUGGGUGGAGCUGAGAAACAGGAAAGGUAUGACCACAUUAAUGGGGUUGUAUUAUAGACCACCCAAUAGUCAGUGAGAAUUGGAGGAGCAAAUCUGUAGAGAGAUAACAGACAACUGCAGGAAACAAUGUUGUGAUAGUAGGGGAUUUUAAUUUUCCACAUAUUGAUUGGGACUCCCAUACUGUUCUAGAUGGGUUAGAGUUUGUAAAAUGUGUCCAGGAAAGUUUUCUAAAUCAAUAUAUAGAGGUACCAACUAGGGAGGAUGCAAUAUUAGAUCUCCUAUUAGGAAAUGAAUUAGGGCAGGUGACGGAAGUAUGUGUAGGGGAACACUUUGGUUCCAAUGAUCAUAACGCCAUUAGUUUCAACUUGAUCAUGGAUAAAGAUAGAUCUGGUCCCCGGGUUGAAGUUCUAAACUGGAAAAGGGCCAAAUCUGAAGAAGUGAGAAAGGAUCUAAAAAGCGUGGACUGGGACAGGUUGUUCAGGCAAGGAUGUGAUUGGUAAGUGGGAGGCCUUCAAAGGAGAAAUUUUGAGAGUGCAGAGUUUGUAUGUUCCUGUCAGGAUUAAAGGCAAAGUGAGUAAGAAUAAGGAACCUUAGUUCUCUAGGGGUAUUGGAGCUCUGAUAAGAAGAGAGAUGUAUAACAUGUAUAGGCAACAGGGAGGAAUUAAGAUGCUUGAGGAAUAUAAAAAGAGUAAGAUAAUGAGAAAGAAAUCAGGAGGGCUAAAAGAAGACGUGGCAGUCAGGGUGAAGGAUAAUCCUAAGAGCUUCUACAGAUAAGUUAAGAGCAAAAAGACAGUAAGGGAUAAAAUUGAUCGUCUUGAAGAUCAGAGUGGUCGGCUAUGUAUGGAACCAAAAGAAAUGGGAGAGAUAUUAAAUGGGUUUUUUGCAUCUGUAUUUACUAAGGAAACCGGAAUGGAGUCUAUGGAAACAAGGCAACCAAGUAGGGAGGUCAUGGAACUUAUACAGAUUAAAGAGGAGGAGAUGCUUGCUGUCUUGAGGCAAAUCAGAGUAGAUAAAUCCCCAGGACCUGACAGGUUAUUCCCUCUGACCUUGAAGGAAACUAGUGUUGAAGUUGCAGGGACCCUGGCAGAAAUAUCUAAAAUGUCGAUAUCCACAGGUCAGGUGCCGGAGGAUUGGAGGAUAGCUCGUGUAGUUCUGUUGUUUUAAAAAAAAAAAGGCUCAAAAAGUAAGCUGGGAAAUUAUAGGCCAGUAAGUUUGACAUCGGUAGUAGGUAAAUUAUUGGAAGGAAUACCAAGAGAUAGGAUCUACAAGUAUUUGGAUAGACUGGGACUUGUUAGAAAAAGUCAGCAUGGCUUUGUGCGUGGUAGGUCAUGUUUAACCAAUCUAUUAAAGUUUUUCGAGGAAGUUACCAGGAAAGUGGUUGAAGGGAAGGCAGUGGAUGUUGUCUACAUGGACUUCAGUAAGGCCUUUGACAAGGUCCCGAAUGGGAGGUUAGUUAGGAAGAUUCAGUGGCUAGGUAUACAUGGACAGGUAGUAAAUUGGAUUAGACAUUGGCUCAAUGGGAGAAGCCAGAGAGUGGUAGUGGAGAAUUGCUACUCUGAGUGGAGACCUGUGAAUAGUGGUGUGCCAGAGGGAUCAGUGCUGGGUCCAUUGUUGUUUGUCAAUGAUCUGGAUGAUAAUGUGGCAAUUUGGAUCAGCAAAUUUGCUGAUGAUACAAAGAUUGGAGGUGUAGUGGACAGUGAGGAAGGUUUUCAAAGCUUGCAGAGGGAUCUGGACCAGUUGGAGGAAUGGGCUGAAAAAUGGCAGAUGGAGUUUAAUGCGGACAAGUGAGGUAUUGCACUUUGGAAGGUCAAACUGAGGUAGAACAUACAAGGUAAAUGGUAGGACACUGAGAAGUGCAGUAGAGCAGAGGGAUCUGGGAGUACAGGUACAUAAUUCCCUAAAAGUGGCGUCACAAGUAGAUAGGGUUGUAAAGAGAGCUUUUGGUACAUUGGCCUUUAUAAAUCAAAGUAUUGAGUAUAAGAGUUGGAAUGUAAUGGUGAGGUUGUUUAAGACAUUGGUGAGACCAAAUUUGGAGUAUUGUGUGCAGUUUUGGUCACCUAAUUACAGGAAGGAUAUUAAUAAGGUUGAAAGAGUGCAGAGAAGGUUUACAAGGAUGUUGCUGGGACUUGAGAAACUGAGUUACAGAGAAAGGUUAAAUAGGUUAGUACUUUAUUCCCUGGAGCGUAGGAGAAUGAGGGGUGAUUUGACAGAGGUAUAUAAAAUUAUGACGGGUACAGAUAGAGUGAAUGCAAGCAGGCUUUUUCCACUGAGGCUAGAGGAGAAAAAACCUCCGAGGUGAAGGGGGAAAAGUUUAAAGGGAACAUUAGGGCACUAGAACACUGUUCUUCAUGCAGAGUGUGGUGGGAGUGUGGAAUGAGCUGCCAGAUGAAAUGGUGAAUGUGGGCUCACUUUUGACAUUUAAGAAAAACUUGGACAGGUAUAUGGAUGAGAGGGGUUUGGAGGGAUUUGGCCCAGCUGCAGGUCAGUGGGACUAGGCAGAAAAUUGGUUCGGCACAGCCAAGAAAGGCCAAAAGGCCUGUUUCUGUGCUGUGAUGUUCCAUGGACAAGUGGACAAGGGAGUCGCGUGGGGAGUGAUCCUGUGGAAAGCAGAAUGGGGGGGGGGGGAGGGGAAGUGCUUAAUGAGCGGAUCCCAUUGGAGAUGGCAGAAGUUACAGAGAAUUGUGUGUUGGAUGCAGAGCGGAAGGUGAGGACAAGGAGCACCCUAUUCCUGGUGUGCCAGUGGGAGGAUGGAGUGAGGGCAGAUGUGCACGAAAUGGAAGAGAUGCCACUGAGGGCAGUGUUGAUGGAGGAGGAAAGGAAGUCCCUUUAUUUGAAGGAGGACAUCUCAGUUGGUUAGGUUGGAGGACCAACACCUCGUAUUCUGCCUGGGUAGGCUCCAACCUAAUGGUAUGAACAUAGAUUUCUUGAACUUCCGGUAAUAUCCCGCCACCCCACCCUCUCCUUCACCAUUCCCCAUUCUUGUUUCCCUUCUCACACCACCUCUUCUUGCUUUCCCAUCACCACCUCCUGGUGUUCCUCCCUUCCCUUUCUUCCAUGCUCUUUUGUCCUCUUGUCAGAUUUCUCCUUCUCCAGUCCUUUAUCUCUUUCACCAAUCAACCUCCCAGCUCUUCACUUCACCCCCCCUCCCAGUUUCACCUACCACCUGCCUUCUUGUAUUGCUUCCUCCCCUCACCCCCACCUUCUUACUCUAAUUUCUCCCCUUCCUUUGCAGUGCUGAAGAAGGGCCUCGGCCCAAAAUGUCACCUUUUCCAUCGACGCUGCCUGGUUAGCCAAGUUCCUCCAGUAUUUUGUGUGUGUUGCUUUGGAUAUGUUCCCUGCAUGUUCACGUGCCUGUCUAAAAGCCUUGACUAUUGCUUUCCCCCAUCUCCCCUGGCAACACGUCCAAGGCAUGCUGGUGUCUGUUAUUUUAAAAAUGCCUCAUAACUAUAAGCCUGUGCUUUCCAGCAUUUGACAUUCCCACUCUUAGGUGUGGGGGAACUCUACCCUAAGCCUCUCAAUUUCUAAACGUCUGUCUAUACAUCCGAGUCUCCUCUGCUCCAGAGAAAACAAGCCACAUGUCCAACCUCUCUUUAUAGCCGAUACACUCCAGUCUCGGCAGCAUUCUGGUGAACUACCUCUGCACCCUUUACAUCCUUUCUGUAAUGUAACACUGCUGCAAUAUGACUUGGCAAAUUUCUCUUCCACUUGAUCUCCCAAAGUACACCACCUUAAAAUCCAGAUUAAAUUUCACCUGCUAUUUCUGACCAUAUUUGCCACUGAUCCUUUGACAACCCUUUAACAACUUUCUUCCCUAUCCACAGCUCAUUACCUCUGUGUCAUCUGCAAGCUUACUAAUCAACAUUUUUGUCCAAAUCAGAGCAAGAGGUCCCAGGACUGAUCCCUGUAGAAUACCACUUGGACACAGAAGUUCAGGCAGAAUAACACACCACCACUGCCCUCUAGCCACACCAAUGUAGAAUCCAAUACACCCAGCCACCUUAACCUGGAUCAACAUACCAUGAGGUACAUCAUUGAAAACAUUGCAAAAUGCAUAUAGACAACAUUCUCUGCCCUACCCCUAUCAAUUGUUUUCUUCAUCUCCUCAAAAAUCUCCAAGUUUGUAGGGCAUGUGCUCUCCUGCACAAUACACCCUUUUGACUUGGUUUCUCAGACACUGGUGAAUUGCUUUUCCUUAUGGGCAUUUUCUGCCUUACACAACACAGAACACACUUAUUUUGCAAUUUAAGCACCAUCUCUAGGGUUCCCAACCUGGGGUCUAUAGACACUUCGCUUAAUGGUUGGAAAUUUUUCCCCCCACCCCGCUGUGCUAACCCUAAUGCACGGUCACCUGCUCCCCCUCAUUCACUUCAAUGUGCUUUUUUCCAUCACUAACAACCAAUGUUCUCAACAUCCACUUGAUUUAAGGCUCUACUACUAACAGUGGAGAAAAAUGAGAGGGGAUCUCACUGAAACAUUUUUAAGAUCUGAGGGGCAUUUACUGUUGGACACUGGGAGGAUAUCCCAUUGAAUAAGCGAACACUCAUUCAUUCAAGAUACAGAGGGAUUUCUUCCUUCAAAUAGUUGUGGAUCUUUGGAAUUGCCCAGUCCCAUUGUGGACAGUCAUUUUCAUAGUACAAAUGUUCAGACAAUUAAACUUCAGGGAAUUGAGGCAUACAGGGAGUGAGUAGGUGGGGCUGAUUCACCCACCCCUACUCUGGUUUUGAUCUCAAGUACCUGUACUUGGCAAAAGGCAAAUGUGUUUGAGUUUACCUGUUAAUUUAACCAUCCCAGAGGCCAAUGGAAAAUAAAAAAAAUUAUCGACAUACAGAGCUGGUCAUCAUUUCUCAAGUACAUUUCUCAAGUGCCUGUGACAAAACU
Messenger RNA from Hypanus sabinus (Atlantic stingray), 8760 nucleotides. RefSeq lists its product as uncharacterized. Gene Ontology annotation, molecular function: pyridoxal phosphate binding; histidine decarboxylase activity. The transcript has 4 exons. Gene Ontology annotation, biological process: L-histidine catabolic process; histamine biosynthetic process. The coding region runs from base 1 to 1005 and encodes 334 amino acids. The record is from RefSeq and is a predicted model, not a curated record. Lineage: Eukaryota; Metazoa; Chordata; Chondrichthyes; Myliobatiformes; Dasyatidae.